AUGAAAUUAUUGCUUCUUGUUAUCUUCUAUCUCCUUGCAACUUCUCUGUAUUUCUUUUCCCAUAAUAUCUCCUCUGUUCCUUCUCCUUCUGCCAUGGUUCUUACAGGAAGGAGAUCCUUGAGAGAACGGAGGAUGUUGCCACUCGACCAUGGAAUUGGGCACCACAAAGACAAGGUUCUUGAUGAGAACAGAAAGCAAAUGACAUUCCAAGAGCAUUUCAGAGAACAAGAGCAUGAUAGCAGAAAUGAUUUAGAGAUUGUUUACCUCAUUGACUACAAUGGUGUGACAACUCAUCCAGUCCCAACUCCAAAACAUCCGAGACCAUAGAAUCCUUCUUCUCUUUUUCUUUUAUUUUCUUCCUUCCAAGUUCCCAGCUGGAGGAAUCAAACAUACAUGUUUAGCAAUGUAUUAGAUGAUUGAUGAGUAUUAGUGCAGUUCUUCUGGUUUCUCAAUAUAUAUUUUUCUUUUUUACUGGUUGGAUUAUCAAAGAUGUCUAUGUACCUGUCAUAGUGUGACAUAAUCUUGUAAAAUUGGAAACCAAAGCGAGAAUGCAAGAGUGAUUAUGUUAAA
Messenger RNA from Ricinus communis (castor bean), 570 nucleotides. RefSeq lists its product as uncharacterized. NCBI's taxonomy places the organism in Eukaryota, Viridiplantae, Streptophyta, Magnoliopsida, Malpighiales, Euphorbiaceae. Bases 1 to 327 code for a protein of 108 amino acids. The record is from RefSeq and is a predicted model, not a curated record. The transcript has 2 exons.